AUGGCUCAUGCAAAUGUGGCUUCUCUUCUGAGAACAAUAGAAUCUCUCUUGUCAUCCAAUUCACCGAUGCGAUCUGUAUCCUGUGAUCACAGAGAAGACUUUUCUGCUCUUCAUGAAAAGAUUAGUUCCCUGGAAGUAUUUCUCAAGAACUUUGAGAAAAACAAUGUUUCUAGGGAACUGACAGCUUUGGAAGUGCAGAUAAAAGAAGUUGCAAAUAUUGUUGAACAGACAAUUCAACUAAGAGUAACUGAAGUUGUAUUGAAAAGGCACAUGAGAGUAAAGGCACAUGAGAGGCUUUCUGAUAUCCUGCAACAAGCAGCAAAGGACAUUGAUCGUAUCUGGAAAGAGUCAACAAAGAUUCAAGAUAAAGAAAAACAAGCAUCAAAGGAAUCAACGGUUCAAGAUUUUUCAAGUUCAACAAACAAUAUUCUAAAUGUUAACAACAGUAUGGUUGGACGUGAUGAUCAAAAGGAGCGGUUGUUAGAAGAUCUGACUGCAAGCUACUCUGGUGAACCCAAAGUCAUCCCGAUUGUCGGGAUGGGAGGCAUAGGUAAAACAACCUUAGCGAAAGAAGUUUACAAUAAUGAAUCAGUUCUACGCCGUUUUGAUGUUCAUGCCUGGGCUACAGUAUCUCAACAGCACGACAGAAAGGAAAUUUUGCUGGGCCUUUUGCGAUCGACGAUCAAAAUGGAUGACAGGGUUAAGACGAGGGGUGAAGCAGAGCUAGCAGACGUGCUGCAGAAAAGUUUAAAGAGAAAGAGGUACUUAAUUGUCUUGGAUGAUAUCUGGAGUUGUGAAGUGUGGGAUGGUGUGAGACAAUGCUUUCCAACUGAAGACAAUGCAGGGAGUCGAAUACUGUUGACUACCCGUAACAAUGAAGUAGCCUGUUAUGCUGGUACAGAGAAUCUUUCUAUGCAGAUGAACUUCAUGGAUCAAGAUGAGAGUUGGAACCUUUUUAAAAGUGCAGCAUUUUCAAAUGAAGCAUUGUCAUCGGAGUUUGAAACUAUUGGGAAGAAAAUCGCAGAGAAAUGUCACGGGUUACCACUAACUAUUGUCGUGGUUGCUGGGCUUCUCAAAUCUAAAAGGGCAAUAGAAGAUUGGGAAAGUGUUGCCAAAGAUGUCACGUCAUUUGUCACAAAUGAUCCGGAUGAGCAAUGUUCACGUGUGCUUGGGUUGAGUUAUAGUCACUUGACCAGCGAUCUAAAAACGUGUCUUCU
Capsicum annuum is the source of this 1217-nucleotide messenger RNA. Its product is annotated as putative late blight resistance protein homolog R1B-16. The record is from RefSeq and is a predicted model, not a curated record. The annotation marks the transcript as partial. Gene Ontology annotation, biological process: defense response to other organism. Gene Ontology annotation, molecular function: ADP binding. The transcript has a single exon. NCBI's taxonomy places the organism in Eukaryota, Viridiplantae, Streptophyta, Magnoliopsida, Solanales, Solanaceae.